Molecule: messenger RNA, 612 nt
Organism: Fusarium sp. VM40
Lineage: Eukaryota; Fungi; Ascomycota; Sordariomycetes; Hypocreales; Nectriaceae
Source: the annotation of a GenBank genome assembly
AUGCUGGGUUGGAAUGAGAAUGGGCAUCGCUAUGGUAAAGCCCAGAAAUUCCAGUCCAUACUCGACUUGACAGACGCCAAGGUCCGCGCGAACCCGCUUGAAAUAGCUGUGAGGGCUGACGAUAGGGCCCUUUCAUAUGCUGAAAUUGACCGAUUGGCCAACAUAGUUUCUCAAGACAUUUCUGAACAAGGCUCGUAUCCCGAUGGGGAGUUUUUCUGUAUUUGCUUUGAUAAAUCGGCGGCGGCAAUUGUCUCGAUGCUUGCAGUGCUCAAAUCAGGAUCCGCCUCCAUGCCUUUGGGUCGUUCACAGCCUCCGGCGCGACUCGAGAGCUUGCUUAUUGGAGCUGAAGUUCAGAUUGUCCUGACUAGUCCAGCUCACGCUGAGUUACUGUCGACCCUCCCCUCUCACCGUCGCAUCGUGUCUGUGGAUCUACACGAUGUAGCUCAACGCCAACUAACCCAACCCUGUAACUCGAAUCACACAAUGGACGAGGCUCGAGCAGCCUAUAUUCUCUUCACAUCUGGAACUACGGGCCAGCCGAAGGGUGUAGUAGUUGACCACGGUGCAUGGUCCAGGGCAAUUGCCUCUCAAAUCGACCUUUUCCGGCGUUAA